AUGAAUAAAGACAUUAUGCGCUGUCACUUUAGAGCUACAAAAUGCGGAACUGAUCCUGCUGGAUACAGAGCAAGACAACAUCUUCACUUUGUUGCUUUAUAUCCAGAACUCAGUGAAAGAUUAACUGAGCAAAAUGUUGCUGACAGAUGUAGAGCGAUUACAAGAAGACUCCUCUUACCAAGUAUUGAAAUUGUUCAGAUUGAACAAGAAAUUUUGGAAGAGUUGAGACCACGCCAAAGAUUAAGCCUCUUGAGCAGAAGGUCUGAAACAGAACAUAGUGUGGCAGAAAUACCACAGCAAGUGGAAGUCCUAAAUGAAAUUCAGCCAGAACCAAAUAUGGAAGAAAUACCAAAUCAAGGUGAAGAAGUUUUGAAUAGAUACAGAGAUUCUUUGGGCCCCGGAGAUAUUUUAUUUCAAGUAGCUUUUGAUAAUUUCCAGGAAGCCUACAUAGAAUUUGAAGGUAUGGAUCCACUUUUAAGACCAAGGAUUCCAAAAGUUCCUGUCACCAAAAAAACAUUGAAUCUAAUAAACCAUAUGAAUAAUAUAAUCGAUGCGGAACUUCAGGGUUGGCAUGAGUUAACACAUGUUCAAAGUGUUAUAUUUUGUGCAGCGGUGGCAAUCACAAGAACUCUGCACGGAGAAAAAAUAAGACUUACCCAAAAACUUCAGGUAUUCAGUGCUCGUUUGAAGAGGUAUUUAUCGAUUAGAAAACGAAGAGAGGAUAAUAAGGCCUUUAAAGCUAACCAAAGGAAGUUUUAUGCUAGUCUAAAUGGAAAUAGCAAUUUGGCAAUAACACCGAUAGAAGAUAUAACUCCUUUUGAGAGGUUUUGGGAAAAUGUGUUGGAAAAACCAGAAACACAUAAUAACCAAGCAACAUGGUUAACCGCUUUUCAACAGUUUCCACUUAUGACGAGCAGUCCAAUAAGUGUUGAAGAUCUUCGGGAGGUGCUUAGCAACUCCAUUAACUGGAAAGCCCCAGGGCCGGAUGAACUUCAAAACUUUUGGCUUAAAAGAUUAACAAGCGCUCAUCCUCAUGUUGUUCGAUGUUUCAACAAAAUAUUGGAUAAGGAACAAAGAAUUCCAGAAUUUUUUACAAAAGGGCGAACCUUUCUUAUCCCAAAAAAUAGAGAUACGGAAAAUCCGAGUGCUUUUAGGCUAAUAACAUGUUUAGUUACAUUAUAUAAAGCUUUUACUGCCAUUAUAAGCAAUAGAAUUUGGCAGCACUGUGAUUCGAAUGGCAUAAUCCCAUGUGAACAAAAAGGAUGCGCUAAAAGAUCCAGAGGAUGUAAGGAACUGAUCACGAUUGAUGCUAUAAUCGCCCAAAACUCAGUUCAUAAUAAUCGAAACUUAAGUGUAGCUUAUAUUGAUUACCAAAACGCAUAUGAUAACGUACCCCAUUCAUACUUAAUUGAAGCAUUAAGAAUUCACGGAGUGGAUAACAAAAUAGUGGAAUUCUUUAUGUAUUCUAUGGACCAAUGGAAAACGACUAUACAUGUUGGAGGAUCCACAACUAGGGAGAUAUGUGUGAGAAGAGGAUUAUUCCAAGGAGAUUCUUUUAGUCCGCUGUGGUUUUGCUUGAGUCUGGCGCCCCUUAGUAAACUGCUAAAUGAAUCAUCGAACGGAUACAGGAUCGAGCGAGAAAUGAGUAUCACGCAUCUUCUAUAUAUUGAUGAUCUUAAGCUAUUUGCGAGAUCUAGAAAACAUCUUCAGAGUCUUCUCAAUAUAGUGAAGAAAUUUAGUGAAGAUAUAAAAAUGAACUUUGGGUUCGAUAAGUGCAAAGCGGUGGAAAUGAUACGUGGAAAAAUCGAAAGAACUGAAGGUUUUGAUUUUGCAGAAGGGACCAUUGAAACGCUACAAGAAAAUGAACCUUAUAAAUAUCUUGGAGUUCUGGAAAUGAAAAGCAUACAGCACACAACAAUGAAGCAGCAACUAAAAACAAGUUUCAUUGAAAGAGUAAAAAAGUUAUGCAAAACAAAACUCAACAGUGGUAACUUAACAAAAGCCAUUAAUAGCUUCGCAAUUCCUGUACUCUUAUAUUCCUUUGGUUUGAUAAAGUGGAGUGAGACUGAUUUGGAAGACCUUCAAAGACAAAUAAGAGUAGUGCUGACGUCGCAACGAUUUCAUCACCCUAAAUCGGCGAUUGAGAGAACAACUUUACCGCGAAAUGAAGGUGGGUUGGGAAUACUAGAUCUAGUAAACCAGCAAGGCAUGCAAGUGGUCAAAUUAAGGCAGUAUUUCAUGGAAACUAGUGGCAAUCUCAGGUAUCAAAAAAUCAUGGAGAUGGAUAAAAACUUUACUCCUUUAAAAUUAAGUGAGCAUGAAUAUCAGCCCCAUAUUUUUACAAUUUCGAGCCGAGUCGAACAGUGGAAGGCGAAAGCUAUUCAUGGAAAGUACCCCUUCCAAUUGAAUUCUGUGGAUAUAGAUAAAGCUAGGUCAACCGAAUGGCUUCAAAAGGGACAGCUGUUUCCAGAAACUGAAGGUUUUAUCAUGGCAAUUCAAGAUGGAGUUGUGGCAACAAGGCAGUAUCGGCGAGCCAUUCUUCAUGAGGAUAUCGAUAACGGUUGCAGACGAUGCCACCAAUCCCUAGAGUCUAUUGAACACAUUUUGAAUGGAUGCUCAAUGUUGGCAAACCACGAAUACCUUAAACGGCACAAUGAUGUUGCCAAAAUAAUCCACCAAGAACUCGCCUUGAGGUUAAAGCUCAUUAGCUCCAAGAAGCCAUAUUACGAAUAUGAAGCGGACGAAGUAAUCUUCAACAACAGCUACAAACUAUAUUGGGAUCGCCAAAUGAGUACGGACCACACAAUUCUAGCGAAUCGCCCGGAUAUAGUGUGGAUCGACAAAACAAAUUUGUGUGGGUUCAUAAUAGAUAUAGCGGUUCCGUUGACGGCCAAUCUAAAUCGAACAUUUGGUGAAAAGUUAUCGAAAUACGCAGAUCUAGCUCACGAAGUUAAACAACGAGAAAAAUUAAGGAGUAUUCGGAUAGUACCAAUUGUUGUAUCUAGUACGGGUAUGAUUGGAAAUAACGUUAUGGAGGAACUAAAAAGAAUGCAAUGCGACCACCUUGUGCACGAUAUAUUGAAGUCCAUCAUAUUGAAUAGCUGCAGGACCGUACGCAAGUUUUUGGAACAACCGUGA
Messenger RNA from Episyrphus balteatus (marmalade hoverfly), 3138 nucleotides. RefSeq lists its product as uncharacterized. The transcript is spliced from 2 exons. Lineage: Eukaryota; Metazoa; Arthropoda; Insecta; Diptera; Syrphidae. Bases 1 to 3138 code for a protein of 1045 amino acids. The record is from RefSeq and is a predicted model, not a curated record.